This is a messenger RNA of Apus apus (common swift), 3093 nucleotides long. It is a transcript of the gene TPX2, whose product is annotated as TPX2 microtubule nucleation factor. Bases 115 to 2361 code for a protein of 748 amino acids. Gene Ontology annotation, biological process: regulation of mitotic spindle organization; activation of protein kinase activity. Lineage: Eukaryota; Metazoa; Chordata; Aves; Apodiformes; Apodidae. The record is from RefSeq and is a predicted model, not a curated record. The transcript is spliced from 17 exons. Gene Ontology annotation, cellular component: spindle; microtubule.
UUCUCAUCUGCAGCCCUGCAGACAGAGACAGACUGAACUUUGCAGCUCUGGGCUCAGCCUGGUCCUGUCUCAUGGACAGGGCGGAGGGCAGGCGGGGACGGCGCGCGGGUCAAGAUGUCUCGCCCAGAAUCCCGGUAUUCCUUUGAUGUCCCAAAUCCCUGCAUCAACUUUGCCACUCUGAGCGAUGAUGAUGUGCACAAUGCAGACUCCUGGUUUGACCAAAAAGCCAAUCUGGAGAAUAUCCCUCCUGCAGAAAAUCUGGCAAAGGUCUCACAGAACAGCCCUGCAUUUUCAAAGCCUGAUAUUAUUCUGUCUUCUGUCUCAUCACAAGGAGUAACAAAAAGUGAAAGCCUUUAUGAAGAGGACAGUACAGCAGAAUGUGUCCAGGCCACUGCUGCACCUCCAAAUAUUGUUGGAUCCCUGGCGAGCUGGAGAGCUGCUGCUUCUGAUGAAGCCUCUCAAAGGGCGGGAAGGAGACAGGCUCAGAAGCAGAGGAAAGCACAGCCACACAAACAGGCAGCUAGGAUCAAAGCAGAGAGAAAUGCUGAUGCCUUGGUUAACAAGGAAGGGGUUCCACCCCUGAAAAAGAUGAGAAUCUCUGGCAGCAGAGAGAAGGUGACAGAGGUACCCACGAAGAGAGAGAAUCCUGACUGCUCCCCAGGGAGAGGGAAGAGCAAGCUGACCCUGCCCUCCACGCCAGCAAUGUUAAAGAGGACCAAUCUUCCUGGCAAGCUGAAGAGCACAGAGGAGCAGGAGCUGGAAAAGAUGCAGCAGCUGCAGAGGGAGGUGAUGGAGAUGAGGAAGAGGAACGAGGAGUCCCUGAAGGCAGCGAUCGCGGGGGCAGGACAACCUGUGAAGAGACCUGUUGGUCAAGUAACAAAGCCAAUUGACUUCCACUUCUGCACAGAGAAUAGAAUUAAACAUGUGGAAAGCCAGCCUGGGAAUGAGUACAAGGAGCUGGAUUUUGCAGCAGCUCUGAGGAAGCAUCCUCCCUCUCCGGGGCGACUGCCAAAGGGACCCACUGUCCCCCAACCCUUCAAUCUGUCCCAGGGAAACAAAAGAAAGCUGGAAGAAACAGCCUCAGAAUAUGUGUCCCUUGCUGAGCAGGUGGAAGCAUUCCAGAAACGCACGCCCUCCCGCUACCAUCUGAGGAGCAGGAAAUCUGAUGAAGGCCCCGUUCCUGGGAAGCAGGGGAGGGCACGACUCACACACCCCAAAACCCCCGUGCUCCUCACAAAGCAGCGCCUGAGACCUGUCACCUGCAAAACUGCAGCAGAGUUGGAAGCAGAGGAAAUAGAGAAAAUUCAACAGUACAAAUUCAAAGCACGAGAACUUGAUCACAAAAUCUUUGAGGGUGGACCACUCCUGCCCAAGAAGCUCCCUGUGAAGGAGCUCACCCAGCCUAUUGGCUUCCAAUUGGAGGUAGAAAAAAGGAUUCAGGAGCGUGAGAGUAAGAAGCAGCAGGAGGAAGAGCACUUUGAAUUCCAUUCGAGGCCAUGUCCAACAAAGAUCCUGGAGGAUGUUGUGGGUGUUCCAGAGAAGAAACCACUUCCUGUCACAGUCCCCAAGUCUCCAGUCUUCACCUUGAAAAGCAGAACUCGAAUGUCUGGCAGAGAUGAAGAAAAGGAAAAAGAGGUGGUCCCUGUGAUCAAAGCUAACCCAAUGCCACAUUAUGGAGUGCCCUUCAAACCCAAAAUGCCAGAGCAGAGGCAUGUGGAAGUUUGUCCCUUCUCUUUUGAUGCCCGUGACAGGGAGAGGCAAAUACAAAAAGAGAAGAAAAUAGAAGAAUUACAGAAGGAAGAGGUGCCGAAGUUCAAAGCGUUGCCUCUGCCUUACUUUGACCAAGUUAAGCUCCCAGAAAAGAAAGUCAAAAACCCAACCCAGCCUGAGCCCUUCAAUCUGCAGGUUGAUGAGCGGGGAGCUGCUAAGCUGCAGAGCUGGAAAGAGCAGCUUAAAGAAGACUUGAAGAGGCAGAAAGAGGCAGCAUGUUUUAAAGCUCGUCCCAACACGGUGGUGUACCAGGAGCCUUUUGUGCCUAAGAAGGAAAAUAAGCUGUUAUCAGAGAGCCUUUCUGGUUCCAUAGUUCCUGAAGGCUUCGAGCUGGCGACAGAAAAACGAGCGAAAGAGCGGCAAGAGUUUGAGAAGCACCUGGCAGGUAUAGAAGCCAUCAGGGAGAGGCACCAGGAGCAGGUCAGGCAGCAGCAAGAGGAGCGUGAGAGGGAAGAAAUUGCCAAGCUAAGGCAAGAAAUGGUUCACAAGGCGAACCCAAUACGCAAGUACCGCAACGUAGAGGUGAAGCCCAGUGAGCAGCCCCUGACCAUGCCAAGGUCUCCCAACUUCUCAGAUAGAUUCCGGUGCUGAUUUGCAGCCACGUGAUGGCAGAAGAGAGGUCCCAUUCCUCUGUGCUCACUUGAUAGGCAGAGAGGGAACAGUUGGUUUUCCAUGACUGCUUAGCCUCAACUCCUACCUGUGGCUCCACUCUUGUUCUGUUGAGUUGUUUAACCCCACCUGAGGCAGGUGGCUGGGCCAUGGCACAUGGGCAGUGCCAUCUGGUCUCCAUGGCCUUGCUUCAGCUAGAUGUCUGGUUCUCUAAACCAGGCUUUUAUUUUGUAUACAAACACUGUGUACCUAAACUAAAUAAAAAUCCCUAAUCUGAUCUCUGUCUCUAGCUAGUGGGCUGAAUCCCUCCCCUGCAGGAGUGUUUUUGGUACUUGGUGAACACGUUUCAGGGAUGUACACAUCUGGAAGAGGUGCCUGGUCUUUGUAUAUCUAAGUAUUGUUUUUAAGUGUCUUUUAGGCUUUUAGUCUGUAUCAAGCUUGAAUUAAGUGAUGUUGGGCUCAGCCAGUGUGUUUCAGCUGUGACCUUUCUUGCUGAUGUUUAGAUGAGAGCUAAAAUGAGUCUUGCCCACACUUCUAAAGUGGUUCCCUGUGUAUAUUGGAGCACUAAACCUUCUGCUGUGUUGUAGCUGAAGUAAUUCUAUUUGGGGAAGCACUUAACUGGGAAAUGACCUGCUGUAAGCUGCCACCCUGGCUCCUGCUGCCCACGUCUCAGCUAAAGACUCAUCAUCUCCUCACCCAGUGUGGCUGGCAGAA